GGAGAGUGCCGGGGAGGAACUACUGCUACUGUGUCAAUCCCGUCUCUACUGUGGAAUACUGGAUGUUUUCAGUCAAUGGUUUUUCACGCUGUUCGCAUAGUAUUUUGCUUAAUACCAAGGACGUCCCGGUACCCGAUUUUUUUCGACAACGCAGAUUACAUCCACCUGCCUGAAACACCAAGAGCCAUGCAGUAGCCUAACCUCUCAUCUUCUGCCGUUUGGCCCAUCCAAUGUCUGAGGACAGUGACCCAAAGCACUACCUCUACUCGACUCUAGACCGGCACGAACGAAAUCAGGAAAGGGUUGGCUUCCAGGUGGAGGAAGAGGAGAGCUCUCCUUGUGGCUCCAUUAGCCAACUUCACCACAUGGCCAGCAGUUAUAAUGAGGGUUGUGGCGGGCAGGAUGGUGUUGAAUUGGAACCGGAGUUAGGAUUGGCUUCCGAAGGGAGCGACAGCAGCCACGAGCACCCAGCUUCUCCUGGGUCCCCACAUGAUGACCGGAAGCGGACACGCCCACCUUUGCAUGAGGAUGUAGAGAUGGGUGGCAGUGGCUCAAGUGGGAGUGGGACAGAAUCCCAUGGUAACGAGUCGCAUGGCAAUGAGUCUCAUGGCAAUGAAUCUGUGGGCAGCUCAAAUGGCAAUGGCAAAGAUUCGGCUAUGUUGGAGUCAUCAGGGAGCAACAAGAGCUCCAACUCUCACAGCCCAUCACCACCGAGCAGCUCCAACGCCUUCAGUCUAGUGAGCUCCGAGCAGGACAACCCUUCAACUAGUGGCUGCAGUAGUGAACAGUCAGCUAAGGCAAAGACACAGAAGGAGCUCUUCAAGACCCUCAAGGAGCUGAAGAUGUAUCUGCCAUCGGAAAAGAGGAGUAAGGGAAAGUCCAGCACGGUUAGCACACUGAAGUAUGCCCUGCGAUGUGUCAAACAGGUGAAAGCUAAUGAGGAAUAUUAUCAAAUGCUGAUGAUAAAUGACAGUCAACCUCCUGGUUUUGAUGUUUCAUCCUACACCAUCGAAGAAAUCAAUAGCAUCACUUCUGAGUAUACCCUCAAAAACAAUGAUAUUUUUGCUGUAGCUGUCUCUCUCAUCACUGGAAAGAUUGUGUAUAUCUCUGAUCAGGCAGCAUCCAUCCUGAACUGCAAGCGAGAGGUGUUCAACAAUGCAAAGUUUGUGGAGUUCCUGACCCCUCAGGACGUCAGUGUGUUCUAUAGCUUCACUACGCCUUACCGCCUUCCCUCAUGGAGCAUGUGCACAGGAGCAGAGUCGUCACCUACGGAGUGCAUGCAGGAGAAGUCCUUCUUUUGCCGCAUCAGUGGUGGUAAGGAGCGCGAAGGGGAUCUCCAGUACUAUCCUUUCCGAAUGACUCCAUACCUAAUGAAGGUCCAGGAUGCGGAGCUGGCUGAGGAACAGUUCUGCUGCCUCCUACUGGCUGAGAGGGUGCACUCUGGUUAUGAAGCACCCAGGAUUCCUCCUGACAAACGUAUCUUUACCACCACACACACCCCUAACUGUGUGUUUCAGGAUGUGGAUGAGAGGGCUGUUCCUCUCUUGGGGUACCUCCCUCAGGACUUGAUUGGGACCCCUGUGCUGCUCAAUCUUCAUCCAAGUGACCGACCCCUGAUGUUGGCUGUGCAUCGCAAGAUUCUGCAGUAUGCUGGUCAGCCAUUUGACCACUCCUCCAUCCGUUUCUGCGCAAGAAAUGGCGAAUACAUCACCAUUGACACUAGCUGGUCCAGCUUUGUCAACCCCUGGAGCCGCAAGGUGUCUUUUGUCAUCGGCAGACACAAAGUCCGAAUGGGGCCUGUGAAUGAAGAUGUUUUUGCAGCACCGGCUUUCCACGGUGGUAAGAUCAUGGACUCGGACAUCCAGGAAAUCAGUGAACAGAUCCAUAGGCUGCUACUCCAGCCGGUCCACAACAUGGGCUCCAGCGGUUAUGGUAGCCAUGGCAGCAACGGCUCUCACGAGCAACUAGUGGGCAUCAGUUCAUCUAGUGAGAGCAAUGGGAAUACUGCAGCAGGAAAUGCAACUGAGGAGACAGGCAAGGCCAAGCCCCCGAGGACGUUCCAGGAAAUUUGUAAAGGGGUCCACAUGCUGAAGAACCAGGACUCCCAAGUUGGCCUACGCUCCCCCUCCUCCUCCCCCUCACCGUCUUCAUCUAAGCCUGAGCAAAAGAAGACCACUGACUCAACCUCCCGGAGUCCAGCAGUGCGUUUGAAGGAUUUGUCACCCCCUCUGCUGGCUAGAGACAGUACUGCAGCCAGUAUGGAUGACCUCGCCUACAAAGACCAGACUGUCUGUUCCUAUCAGCAGAUCAGCUGCCUUGACAGCGUCAUCAGGUAUCUGGAGAGUUGUAAUAUUCCCAUCACUGUGAAGCGGAAGUACCAAUUCUCCUCCAACACCACGUCAUCCAACUCCGAUGAUGGCAAGAAGGUUUCAGAGGAGGGUAUGCAGGAGUCUCAGGAUACAAACACAGAUCCUUUGAUGCUUGACACCCAGCCGGGUUUAUCAAACAUGAAAGCACCUAAAAAGCCUCCAUCGGGGGCUGCAGUGGUAGGAGGCCCCCUGGCGCCUCUCACCUUGCCUAGCAAAGCAGAGAGUGUAGUGUCUAUCACCUCACAGUGCAGCUACAGCAGCACCAUCGUCCAUGUGGGAGACAAGAAACCUCAGCCAGAGUCUGAGAUUAUCGAGGAUGUGGCAGAAAGUCCGGCACCCCCCAUUCUGCCUGUUAGUGUGGUGUCUCCGCCCAGCCAGGAGAAGGAGGCCUACAAGAGGCUUGGACUGACCAAGCAGGUGUUGGCAGCACACACCCAGAAAGAAGAGCAGGCCUUCCUCAACCGCUGCCGAGAGCUCCGCAAUGCUAGGUCUUUCCAGAAGGACUGUUCCACAUAUCUACACAAGCACAGAGGUCCAGCUCAUGUUGAAGAAUCGUCUGGGUUACGUGGAGCUGUCAAACAAGGCACCACCAGGCCAGAGACGGCUGCCAAGAAGGGUAACCGCAACAGGAAGUCCAAAAAGCCACGCAUGAAGCAUCCUGAUUCAUCAGACAGUGCUGUGUCAAACCGAAAACCUCGCCCCCCACUCCAGGGCCUCAACCAAACUUCGUGGUCCCCAUCAGAAGCAUCGCAGUCUGCUUUUAAUGUCUCUUACCCAACCAUGGUGCCUGCGUACCCACUCUACCCCCCAGCACCCACUGCACCAGCUCAGGCCUCCCGCCCUGACCCCUCCCUGUCCACUGGUUUUGGAGAGGGACAGAGUACCCAAGCCCCACCUACUGCCACUCCAUUCCCUGCACCCAUUGUAACACCUGUGGUGGCUUUAGUGCUGCCAAAUUACCUCUUCCCCCAAAUAGGCCAGAUAGGACAGCUGGGUGCUGCUCCUAGACCACCAUUUUUCCCUGAACAAACUCAGACGCAACCUGCAUACACUACCCAGCAGCCCUUUCAGCCACCACAGCCAGCCUACUCCAUGCAAACACAGCCACCCUACAACAGCCAACAGCCGUUCCCUGUGCAGACGGCCUUUACCCCCCAGCAGCCAUUCCAAGCUGCUCAGGCCCCGUAUACCACCCAGCAGCCUUUCCAGGCCCCUCAGACUGCCUACACUACCCAGCAGCCCUUUGCAGCCCAGCCUUCUUUCCCAGUCCAACACACACAGUUUGUGACUCAAGCUGCCUACCCAGCUCAGCCUUUCCCCUACAGUCUUGGCCCUGAGACCACCAAGGCUCCACCUGUUGAGCCCCGAGAGGGGGCGGCAUCGCGCUCCUCCACCCCAGCCUCCGGGGCACGGGAGCCCACCACGUCACCACCGCUGUUUGAGUCGCGGUGCAGCUCGCCAUUGCAGCUCAAUCUGCUAAGCAUGGAGGAGGGACAACGCUCUGUGGAACGUCAGGACAGCACAGCGGCCCUUAGUGGAGCCCAGGGUAACAAUAUGUUGGGAACAUCAGGACCAGCAGGAGAGCAGAAGAAUGGAGCUACAGCCAAACCUGAAAGUCACCAACAGGUGGAGUCUCCAGGAGAUGGGGUUCACAGUGAUGGAAACUCCUCUUCCUGUGAUCUGCUGGAUAUCCUACUACAGGAGCAGGAGGACUCCCACUCUGGGACCGGAUCAGCCACUUCUGGCUCCAUGGGCUCAGGGUCUGGCUCUAGAUCUGGCUCAGGCUCGGGGUCAGGGUGUAAUGGCUGCGGUACAUCCGCUAGUGGAGCAUCAGGCAGCAGAACAGGGAGCAGCAACACCAGCAAAUACUUUGGCAGCAUAGAUUCACUGGAACACGACCUCAAAGCCAAGGCCAAAGCCAAGAUGAGGGGUGAAGGAGUCUCUGAUGGCAGCCAGUCACAGACCAAAGCCUCCACCAAAGGGGAUGAAGAGCAUUUCAUCAAAUAUGUCCGCCAGGAGCCCCUUUGGCUGCUGAUGGCUAAUACUAAUGACAAGGUCAUGAUGACAUAUCAGAUGCCAUCUCGGGACAUUCAGAAAGUUCUGCGGGAAGACAAGGAGAGACUGAGACAUAUGCAGAAGAGCCAGCCACACUUCACAUCAGACCAGAGACGGGAGCUAGUGGAGGAACACCCGUGGAUGAGGAGGGGAGGUCUACCUGCUGCUAUUAAUGUGAAGGAGUGCAUGUACUGUGAGGAUGCAGCAGCAGCGCCCAUCGAGGAGGAUUUGCCAGACAUGGACAUGGGCGAGCUGGGCGAAGAGCUGAGCCAAGAGGGCCAAAACACCCAGAGCCAAUCACAGGAGACGCAGCCUCAGCCGGACUCUGGCUCCUGAACAAACACUGCCAGCAGGGGGACACUCAUGACCAGCUGUGGACCCUCAUGAUGCACACAGACACACAUAUUGUGGGUGUGACAGCGGAGUGCUUGUCCAUCCUCACAAACACGCAGACACACAACAUUAGUUGAAGCAGAACUCUUUGUUGCCAUUGUAAUGGUUUAGAGGAUGUGUGUGCUGCUGGUGUGUUGUUGCUGUUGUUUUUGUUGUGUGUUUGGUGGGUGCAGGACUGCUGUUGCUGUUCCUAGCAUUCCCAUACAGGGGGCAGUAGUGCUAUAUGUGGGUCUUUGUAUUACUGCAGAUCCACAUAUUGUUCUACCAGCAUACACACAUACUGGCCUCUGAAAUGAUAUGGCCCCAGCCUGUGUGGUUGGUGACCUUUGACCUUUAUUUUUUAUUUAAUUGUUUUACAUCCUGUGUCAGACAGAGCUUUACUGCCUCAUAAGUAGUUAUUCUAAAAAAGAUCAACCAGGUAUGUCAUGAGCAUUUGUUGAAUAUCUUGAAAUACAUUUGAAAAGACAAUUUACUGUUUUGACAAAUAACAUGUUGUUAAUGAUUUAAACAUUUAUCAACAAACAUCCCCACAUUAGCCACAUUAUUUUGUUCAAGCUGAACCACAGGAACCCCUUUUUUUCUCAUUUAGAGCUACAGUAUGUAGUAGUAGUUGUGCUGCUAGUUGGGUCACAUAAGCCAGGUCAAAGUGCGAGAGAUCACACCUUUUUAACAGUUUUUAUCCCACUUCUUGAGACUUGGUCUCUGUACCUCAGUAGUUGAAUAUGUAGACAAAGCUGUGGACUCAACACAAUAUUCAGAUACAUAUAUUCUGGUUGUAACAUAGUGACAAUCUGAUGCUUAGUGCAAGCUAUUCUUUUAACUUAAGUAUAUAUUUUAUUUAUUUUCAACCAGAUGCUGUAUCCACAGUAGAUCUUUUAAAAUAAAGCCAAAUACAUUCAGCUUAAAAAGCACUUAUAUGUUUAGAUUUUAAAGGCAGUGAUAUGCAAAAGGAAAAAAAACGUCACUUUAGUCUGUGAACUAAAAACUGGACCUUGUCUUUUUCAGUGUAACCUCCAACUGUUAUAGGUCUCUGUAGGCCUUAAAGCAUGGAUACUAUGGGUACAUCUUGGGUGCUAUAAAGCAGCCAGCAUCAUCACAGAGUUAGUGUCAUAGUUCGGCAGCGUAAUUAAAAAAAAAAAAAUUAUAUAUAUAGUGGUUAUAUGCAGGAACAAACAGGGUUUCAGAAAUCCAGUUUUGAGGCUGCAAAUCACAGUCCACAUAGAUUUUUAAUUCUAAACAAAUUAACAAAACUUAUCGAAUGUUUCCUCUAAUUUUUAAUAUAUGCAUUUAUUUUUUUAAGAUGAAGAAAUUUGACAUUGUUGGAAAAACCAUUAAAACCAGUUUCUAGCAAUCUUAUUUUCUGUCAGUCAGAUGUACCACAAAAUGCCAAUUCAAGAAAAAAAUUCUGUUCUGUUUUAGGAAUGAAUGUAUCAUGCAAAUUAUUUCACUCCAUUUGCAUCUUCUGCAGAAUUUAUUACUAACACUUUUUAGGCAGAUUUUAAAAAAGGGGAUUCAUUGCUGCCUAAAUUACUGCAACACUGACUUUGCAAAUGUGCUUGUUUUAGGCCACAUGAAAGAGCAUUACAAUCAUAGGUCUUUGCAGAAAUAUGUGUGGUAGUACUGAACUGCAGUACUAUUCAGUUGUUGGUCAGAACUAAGUAUGAACGUCAUCAGAACGUGGACAUGAUACGGCAUUUCAACUGUAGCUUAAAAGGGGACCAUGUUGCCUGAAUUAACUUCAUAAAAUGGGUUAAACAAAAGAACUGUUACACGCAUGCAUCUGUAACUAUGCAUCUGCUCCUCAUGAUGUUGAAGUAUUAAGGAAACUGUGAUACGUACUGGCUCCGUGUUGUCGAGGUCUGAAAACUGGGAACAACUCUGGUGCUACGGCAGAGAAACUGUUUGGGCUUGGCUUGUGAAUGUAACACAGACUGGACCAAGAGCAUCUCACUGGCUUAGUUUGUUUUCAAGGUUUUUCUUUUUGUUCUUGUUCUCCUGUCAGAUUCUCUAUUUUUUAUUUUUCUAUUUUUCUUUUGUGUGUUGUUAUUUUAUUUGUUGAUGAAGGUAAGAGCUUUUGAUUGUGACUGGGAACGGACCCUACCUCUAAUAAAUCUUAGGUCCUGUUACUGUAAGUGAGUCAACCAACACAGCAUGUGUUUGCACGUGGGAAAAUCGCAAUGGACAGAGUUGUCAGAUACUUAAGUGAUUCCGAUGGGUGAUGGGUUUGUACAGAGUCUGUCUGAACUCCUUUAGGCACCUGUCACCACCUUUUAGAAACCACAGUUUAUCUCUGUCCUUCAUUUCCUUCAACUACAGAGUAUCUUGAGGACCUCCAACACUCACCUGUGUACAAAGCAUUGAGAAUGCACAAAUAUCAUUCAUUUAUUUGGAAACUGAGAGUAGAAAUAAGCUUUUAAAUAUGCUGAGACUUAGCCAGAAUGAUGCUGCACUGGUGUUUUAAGCCUUACCUGUUUCAUAAGGCCUCGUAAAGAGGGAAUUCAGUUAUGACUUACACACUGGUGAGCUGUUGGAAGCACCCUUAACUGUAAAUGCAUACACACGGUACUGGCACAUGAUGUUGUGUAUGGUCAUGUAAAUUUGUCUCAUUGCCACUGUAUCAGUUUGUGGUAUACUACAGUAUAUUAUACUAGCACAGUUCUGUGCAUUUUUGUAGGUAACAUGAUGUGUUGUUUGAGAAAUGGAAACUACGUUGUAAUAAAAAUACUGAAAUGUAA
Messenger RNA from Sphaeramia orbicularis (orbiculate cardinalfish), 7552 nucleotides. Its product is annotated as period circadian protein homolog 2-like. NCBI's taxonomy places the organism in Eukaryota, Metazoa, Chordata, Actinopteri, Kurtiformes, Apogonidae. Gene Ontology annotation, molecular function: transcription cis-regulatory region binding; transcription corepressor binding. Gene Ontology annotation, cellular component: cytoplasm; nucleus. Gene Ontology annotation, biological process: circadian regulation of gene expression; negative regulation of transcription by RNA polymerase II; entrainment of circadian clock by photoperiod. The transcript has 22 exons. The record is from RefSeq and is a predicted model, not a curated record. The coding region runs from base 231 to 4760 and encodes 1509 amino acids.